AUGCACAUCACUGCCGCCGCUCCGAGGACCACAGUGCUGAAGAACGAGCCGCCACCAGAGCCGUCCUUUCAGCUACCGGAUCUCCUGGCAGUGAACAGCCAUCCAGCGGAUGCAGCGGCGAUCGUCGGCUGGCCAUUGGCUCCACCUCCGAAUCUUCUAGGCCCAACGCCUUCUACUCAGGGUCGAAUGUCAACUCCAUCGUCAACAACCGUGACGAACUGCACGACGUCAACGCCAGAGACGGUAGCUCUACGUGUGUCUGGUUUCCAGUCCAAGCGGCAGAAGUGGACACGUCGAUUGGUCAUCACCAAGCAGCCUGCGUCCGAGUUCUACAAAGACGAAGGCGGGAAGGCCAAUGCACUUGAAGUGGAGGUGACACUGGUGGAGUUUAACGAGCACGGGGACCCUGCUCGCACCCCUGAUAAUGACUUCAUCGACAUCCCAUUACGUAUCUUGCUCUUUUUCGAGUCUGGAAAGCGUGUAGAUGACACGGAUCAAGAAAUCUUCCGCUUCGUGGGCAACGACUACGACUCGGUAGUGAUUCGAAAGACAACACGCAAGGCAUUGGUGCAGUUUCGGCUCGAGAAAGUGAGUCGUCGAAAAGAUGGUCAAAGAUUCAAGCUGCGGAUCGAGGUGGACCAAGAGCAAUGUACCGCCAACGUUGCAGACCUCACGCCAGUCUUUACGAAUGCGAUUUGCGUCCUGUCCAAGCGGAAACAUCCGAGUUCGUACAACUCGGACUCGUCUACGCGUACGAAAGAGCCUCCUCCCAAAUUGCUGAAACGAGAUUUGGCCGUGCUGGAAGAGAGAUUGAGUCGGAAGAUUGAUGGACUGGCGACUCAGCUUCAUCACUUGAGCCAACUCGUCAAAAAGCAGCACAUGCCGCAUAUUCCUCCGCCGAUAGUGCAUUGCCCUCCAAGCGAUAGUUCGAUACUUGAACUGCUGCUUCGGUCUAAUACUGUCGAGGAUGGACCAUGGCCCAAGACAGUGCUGGAGCCGCAUAUGCUUUCUGGCGCAGCCAUGCCCUACUUUGAAGUCGCGGACGAGUCAUAUCAUGGCGUCGAUGCCGAUCUCACUCCGGCGCUUGUUCCUGCGUCGACUACAGAUACAACUCCAGCAGACACGCGAACCAGUGAGACGACCACGACACCUUCACUACCAUUCGGAGACAUCUGA
Molecule: messenger RNA, 1176 nt
Organism: Phytophthora infestans T30-4
Lineage: Eukaryota; Oomycota; Peronosporomycetes; Peronosporales; Peronosporaceae
Exons: 3
Coding region: 1-1176 (391 amino acids)
Source: RefSeq, a predicted model, not a curated record